UCUGGCAACCGUGCAGUGCUUAGUAGUAUUCGGUAAGUGAAGAAAUUAAGAAGUUCCUUAUUGCAAUUUCUGGCUUGUCAGUUGUCAAGGUAUUUCCUUUUUAUUCAUCCCUCAAUCCUCAUGUUUACUUCCUUCUCCUUUACCCUCUUCUCUUCUUGAGUUGUCAAGGUAAUUAGUUGAGCAGACUAGUGAGGUGGGAUGAUACUCGUGGUAGUUCGGAAUUAAUUUGUUUGAACUCCUUUCCCCAAAGUAUUACAACUUGAGUAGAACUUGGUUUGGAAUAAAAUAUCGUGCCUAACUUUUCCUCAAAAAAAGUUGAGCAGGCUAGUGAGCGAUGAUUUCAACUCAGGUUCCACAAGACCAAACUGUUCUGGACGAGUUGGUGAAGCAAGCGCAAAGCGAUGCCAGUGCAAGGAUGGCAGAGAUCAACCUGAGUCAAGGGCGAGUAACUCUCCUUGGAAGCUUAAGGAAUGCCACUGGAGGAUCCAUGAACUUCCAUGAUGAUAAAAUAUGGUCUGGUGAAAUCUUCCAAAGAUACCAGGAUGUUGUGGCUAAUGGCGGGAAUGCUGCGUUUAGUCUAUUAGCCAAUAUUCAGAAUGGCAUCAAGUCAGCUGUGGUUUAUAGUGGUAGAAACGUUAACACUGGUGGACAACACCAAUGUGGAUGGCUCGUCGCUUGGUCCAACCCUCAAGAUAGACAUGCCAAGAAGGUUUACGUGGAUUGUGGGCCGAUUGCGAAAUACACGAACAUAAAUUGGGGAAGCAUUGAAACUGAGCUGAAUAAAUCUAGUGCUAACUCCAGCCACAGUGACCCGUCCACCGGGACCGUUGUUCAAGCUCGCAUUUUCCCCAUGGAGGAUCCGGUGCAUUCAGGAAGCGACGGAAUUAUCAUUGCGGAGUUUAAAUAAAUUCAUCAACGGUUAAUUUAAACAAUUUAACCUUCAUGCAGUUUGAUAAUAAAAUAAUAAAUGAAUAAUGAAGUUAAUUAAUCAUAGUGGAUCAUUUAGUAAGUAGUAACAACAUGUUUGUUGCUAUGAUGCCCCUUGCCUAUGUAUGCUAUUUUGUUCGUCUAUGUAAUUCUAAUGAAAAUUAAUUUUCUUUCACUAAGAUGCCAUUGAAAUAA
Messenger RNA from Spinacia oleracea (spinach), 1122 nucleotides. RefSeq names its product jasmonate-induced protein homolog. Lineage: Eukaryota; Viridiplantae; Streptophyta; Magnoliopsida; Caryophyllales; Amaranthaceae. The transcript is spliced from 2 exons. The record is from RefSeq and is a predicted model, not a curated record. The coding region runs from base 335 to 907 and encodes 190 amino acids.